AUGUCUAGUAAAAACAAACCCUUGAAUGCUGACAAGACAACUGACAUUACAAACAACUCCAGCAGUCCAGAUUCAAUUAAAGAAUGGAGCAAUAAGUCAGUGGUUACUGAAUUCAUUUUGUUGGGCCUAUCCAGUUCCCAGGAAUUACAACUAUUCCUUUUCUUCAUCUUUUCUGUGUUUUAUGGAGCUGCAGUGCUGGGAAACAUUCUUAUCAUUUUGACAGUAAUAACAGACUCUCGCUUGCACUCCCCAAUGUACUUCCUACUUAGCAAUCUCUCCUUUAUUGAUGUGUGUCAGGCUACAUUUGCUACUCCCAAAAUGAUUGCAGAUUUUCUCAGCUCUCACAAGACCAUCAGCUUCCAGGGAUGCAUGUCUCAAAUAUUUUUCUUGCAUGUUUUUGGGGGGAGUGAGAUGGUACUUCUUGUUGCCAUGGCUUAUGACAGAUACAUUGCCAUAUGCAAACCUUUGCACUAUAUGACUAUAAUGAGUCGAAAGGUAUGUGCAGUUCUAGUGGGUCUCUCCUGGGCCAUUGGCAUUCUGCAUUCAGCCAGUCAUCUGGUAUUCACAGUCAACCUACCUUUUUGUGGACCCAACAAAGUAGACAAUUUUUUUUGUGACCUUCCUCUUGUAAUCAAGCUGGCUUGCUUGGAUACUUACAUUUUAGAGAUCCUGGUGCUCACCAACAGUGGAUUGCUUUCACUAAUAUGUUUCCUUCUUUUACUUAUUUCAUACACUAUCAUCCUUGCUACUGUCCAUAGACAAGCCUCUGGUGGGACAUCCAAGGCACUUUCCACUUUGUCGGCCCAUGUCACUGUUGUGAUUCUGUUCUUUGGACCCUUGAUCUUCAUCUAUAUUUGGCCCUUUGAAAGCUUCCCAAUUGACAAAUUUAUCUCUGUGUUUUUUACUGUUUUUACUCCUUUCCUCAACCCUAUGAUUUACACACUGAGGAAUAAAGAUGUAAAAGAAGCCAUGAGAAAACUAAGGAACCGACAUGUGGGUUCUAAGCUGGACUUUUAG
This is a messenger RNA of Suncus etruscus (white-toothed pygmy shrew), 1017 nucleotides long. Its product is annotated as olfactory receptor 4K1-like. The transcript has 2 exons. Gene Ontology annotation, cellular component: membrane. Lineage: Eukaryota; Metazoa; Chordata; Mammalia; Eulipotyphla; Soricidae. The coding region runs from base 1 to 1017 and encodes 338 amino acids. Gene Ontology annotation, molecular function: G protein-coupled receptor activity; olfactory receptor activity. Gene Ontology annotation, biological process: G protein-coupled receptor signaling pathway. The record is from RefSeq and is a predicted model, not a curated record.